GGAUUUGUAUUAGUGUACAGUGUAACAUCAAAGAGAUCAUUCCACCUUGUACAAAACAUGAAGAGAGACAUAGAAAGAUUCAGGGGGCGUGAUUUUCCAAUUGUUGUGAUCGGGACAAAGGUAGAUCUGAAGGAAGAAAGAGAAUGUGAUCGACAGGUUGUCACUCAAUGGGCUGAUYUUGACAAAGCUCGCUUAUUUGAGGUCUGUGUUGGCGACAGGAAGAGUCUUCACGAACCAUUCACGUGGCUGGCUAAAAGGAUGAUUUCAUGCGCAGGAAAAAGCUACCUUCCCUCUUCGUCUGAAGGCAAGAUGAAAUUCUUAUCGAUCCGAAAAAGCAACAAAUCGUUAUCUGCCUCGAAGGACUCUAAUUUAGAUAUCACUUGAGCAUUGGUUGGCAUGGUUUCCUUGACAACGAUGAACAUUUGUUACCAUGGCAACAGCUGUCAGCUUUUACCAUUUUCAAUAUACACAAAUAGACUGCUUGUCUGGAUAAGGUGGGGGCCAAUCAGACGGCCAAUCAAUGAUUUAAGAUUAAAAGGUUGAUUUUUGAGAAUGAAAUAUAUUUCUAAAAUGACUAGAAUUUAUGCAGAAUUGGACAAUAUAURAAUCUACAAUACUGAUCACUGAUCAAAAAUUUUGAGAAAACAUGCACCAUUCUCUAAGCAGUUUUCAAAGUUGAAACACGUUAUGAAAACUAUCAUCGUUUUAAUAAGAUAUUAUAACAAGUGCUGCGUAAAGCGCUUAAAGAUUUAUAUAAACACAUUAUUAAUACAAAUAUACUGAACUAUACUUCUAGCUUAA
This is a messenger RNA of Exaiptasia diaphana, 801 nucleotides long. RefSeq names its product NF-kappa-B inhibitor-interacting Ras-like protein 1. The record is from RefSeq and is a predicted model, not a curated record. Gene Ontology annotation, biological process: canonical NF-kappaB signal transduction. NCBI's taxonomy places the organism in Eukaryota, Metazoa, Cnidaria, Anthozoa, Actiniaria, Aiptasiidae. Gene Ontology annotation, molecular function: GTP binding; GTPase activity.